Molecule: messenger RNA, 9250 nt
Organism: Corythoichthys intestinalis (scribbled pipefish)
Lineage: Eukaryota; Metazoa; Chordata; Actinopteri; Syngnathiformes; Syngnathidae
Gene: ptprt
Product: protein tyrosine phosphatase receptor type T
Exons: 38
Coding region: 245-4765 (1506 amino acids)
Biological process (GO): protein dephosphorylation
Cellular component (GO): membrane
Molecular function (GO): protein binding; protein tyrosine phosphatase activity
Source: RefSeq, a predicted model, not a curated record
CAGUUGACACACAGCAGCGGAGCGGAGCGACGGCAUCCGCACAACUUGGACGCAAAUGUGACCCCCCCCUCCCCCCUCCAAAACAAUCUUUUGCAUCCCCCUUCCUACUUUUCGGGCUUUGGUUUUUUUUGUGUGUGCAUUUUUGGAGGAGUAUAAUCGCGAGGAAUCACGAGCAUGUGAAACAAGUUACGUCAAAGGAUUGAUAACGAAAUUUCUUUUUUUAAGAAAAGACGCAAAAGAAGAGAUGAACACGGGCAAUCACGUGCUGCAUUGGCGCCUACCUAUCUUCUUUUUGGCGCUUUUGGAACAUGCCAGCGCGCAAUUCUUCCCAGGCGGAUGCGAUUUUGAGGAUUCGUACGGCAGUUGUGGGUACGCUGUGGCUUUGGGAACUGGCGGCUUUACUUGGGAGCACCACCGAGACCCGCAUGCAGGCGGCAUGAUGGCGGUGAACGCUUCAGGGCGCGCGUCGGGUCAACGUGCACACCUUUACAUGCCCAAACUGAAGGAAAACGACACCCACUGCAUCGAUUUCCUUUACUUAGUCAGCGGCCGCGACGGCGCCGGACCCGGCGACCUCAACAUCUACGUCAAGGUGAACGGCGGUGCUCAGAGCAACCCCGUUUGGAACGUUAGCCGUGUGGUCACGGAUGGAUGGAUCAAGGCCGAGCUGGCCAUCUCCACCUUCUGGCCCAACUCUUACCAGGUAAUAUUUGAAGCAGUAUCAGUCCAGGGCCACCCGGGAGUCAUCGCUGUUGACGACAUUCGUGUUCUGGCUCACCCCUGCCGAAAAGCGCCUCACUUCCUGCGUCUGCAGAAUGUGGAGGUCAACGUGGGUCAGAACGCGUCCUUCCAGUGCACAGCGGGGGGGAAGUGGUCUCAACAUGAUAAACUCUGGCUGCAGCAGUGGAACGGGAAGGACACGGCGCUGAUGGUGACCCGCGUCAUCAACCACCGUCGCUUCUCGUCCACUGUCAGCGUGGGCGACACGUCGCAGCGCAGCACCAGCCGCUACAGAUGCGUCAUCCGUACUGACGGCGGCUCCGGUGUCUCCAACUACGCCGAUCUGAUCGUCAAAGCGCCACCCACACCCAUCGCCCCACCUGAGCUCCUGGCUGUGGGCGCCACCUACCUGUGGAUCAAACCCAACGCCAACAGCAUCAUCGGGGACGGGCCCAUCAUUCUAAAGGAGGUGGAGUAUCGCACCACCUCGGGAAACUGGGCUGAGACCCACGUGGUGGACGCGCCAACCUACAAGCUAUGGCACCUGGACCCUGACGUUGAGUAUGAGAUCAAGGUGCUGCUGUCCAGACCCGGCGAGGGGGGGACGGGACCCCCGGGACCAUCGCUGAUCACGAGGACCAAAUGUGCAGAUCCCGUCCACGGUCCGCAGAAUGUCAACGUGGUAGACGUGCGGGCACGCCUCCUGACCAUUCAAUGGGAAACCUUUGGUUACACCGUCACACGCUGCCAUAGCUACAACUUGACGGUGCAGUACCGGUACGUCUUCAACCAGCAGGAGUUUGCAUCCGAGGAGCUGAUUCAGACGUCCUCUCGCUAUACGCUGCGGGACCUGCGGCCGUCCGUCACCGUCAGGCUGCGGCUGGUGCUAGCCAAUGCCGAGGGCAGCAAGGAGAGCGAGGAGAUCGUCAAACGAACUGACGAGGACGUGCCCGGGUCUGUCCAGUCCAUUCAGAACACAGCGUACGACGACAAGAUCUUCCUGCAAUGGAAGGCCCCCAAUGAGACCAACGGCAUCAUCACCCAGUACGAGAUAGCCUACAAGGGUUUGAGCUCUCUGGACCCCAGCGCCGACCUGAGCACCCAGUGGGGGAAGGUGAGCAAGCCCACCAACGAGACCCACCACCUCUUUGUGGCCCUCCACCCAGGAACCACUUAUUUGUUCACCCUCAAAGCCUCCACUGGCAAGGGGGCCGGCCCCUCUGUCACCACCCGCGUCACCACCAAGAUAGCUGCCCCAAGCAUGCCCGAGUACGAAUCCGAGGCGCCUCUCAACGAGACAGAGUCCACCAUCACCGUCCUGCUGAAGCCCGCCAAGUCUCGUGGAGCACCAAUCAGUUCCUACCAGCUGGUGGUGAAGGAGGAGCGCAAGUCCAAGUCUCGUCGAGCUGCCUCCGAGUACCCCGAGUGCUUCGUGGCGCCCUUCAGCUUCCGGAAUGCAUCGGCCUCAAACUCACCGUAUUACAUGGCGGCCGAGCUUCCGCCUUCCAACCUGCCGGCGGCCCAGCCCUUCACCGUGGGUGACAACAAGAGCUACGGAGGCUUCUCCAACCCGCCACUCUCCCCUUCCAAGAGCUACAGCAUCUACUUCCAGGCCCUCAGUAGAGCCAAUGGGGAAACCAAAAUCAACUGUGUGCGUCUGGCGAACAAAGUGGUGAUAGGUAGGGGACAAAUAACCACGCCGUACAUUCUAGUCAUCCCAAGCGAAGGCGCUUCCACGCAAGACUCUGACGCCAUCGAGCCUGAAAAACCCGUGGACGGCACAGUGAAGUUGGCUGGGGUGAUCACGGGCAUCCUCAUGUUCAUCAUCAUCCUUCUUGGCCUCGUCCUAACCUUCAAGCGCCGAGAGAUUCACACGUGGAGAACUCUGAGCGUGGGAAGACAUGCUUAUUCCUACUCGUAUUACCUGAAGUUGGCCAAGAAGCACAAGGAGACGGCCAGUAGCUCCACCCAGCAAAGGGAGAUGGGACCAGUCAACUCGGCCGACAAGAGCAGCGCCAAAGUCAGCACGCUGCACAAGGAUGACCCUUUUUCUACUUCUAGCCAGGACCUCAACGGAUUCGCCUCCCCCUCUUCCUGCUCCUUCUCCAUGCAGGGAAGCAAGACGCUGCAGAGCAAAUCCUUGAUCAAUUCUUACUACUCAGUUUCCAAAGAGCCCGUGCCUGCCACCGCGUCUCUGGACAGCAGCCAGCCGUCACUGGCCCAGCCCUCGCUGACGCUGCAGAGCUUUCCGUACGGCGGCCGGGAGUCGGUGGAGCUCGCCUACCAAAGUGGUCAGUUCCAAGCGGGUCAGUUCCAGCCAGCCAUCCGGGUGGCCGACCUCCUUCAGCACAUCACGCAGAUGAAAUGCGGACAAGGCUACGGCUUCAAGGAAGAAUAUGAGGCUCUGGCAGAGGGACAGACGGCACCCUGGGAAACGGCCAAAAAAGAGGAGAACCGCAACAAGAAUCGCUAUGGCAACAUCAUCGCUUAUGAUCACACCAGAGUGCGACUGCAGCUGCUCGAUGGAGAGCCCCACUCCGACUAUAUCAACGCCAACUUCAUCGACGGUUACCACAGACCCAGGCAUUACAUCGCAACGCAAGGGCCUAUGCAGGAGACUGUGAGGGACUUCUGGCGGAUGGUGUGGCAGGAGAAUUCAGCCUCUAUUGUUAUGGUGACCAACCUGGUGGAGGUGGGCAGGGUGAAGUGUGUGCGCUACUGGCCCGACGAAACUGAAGUGUACGGUGACGUCAAAGUCACGCUGGUGGAGACGGAGCCGCUGGCAGAGUACGUCAUCAGAACGUUCACUGUGCAGAAGAAGGGUCACCACGAGCUGCGAGAGUUACGUCAAUUCCACUUCACCAGCUGGCCCGACCACGGUGUUCCUUGCUAUGCCACCGGGCUGCUGGGUUUCAUACGCCAGGUUAAGUUCCUCAACCCACCGGACGCUGGGCCCAUCGUAGCGCACUGCAGUGCGGGUGCAGGCCGGACAGGCUGCUUCAUUGCUGUGGACAUCAUGUUGGACAUGGCGGAGAACGAGGGUGUGGUAGACAUCUUCAACUGCAUCCGCGAGCUCAGAUCGCAAAGAGUCAACAUGGUACAGACUGAGGAGCAGUACGUGUUUGUCCAUGACGCCAUCCUGGAGGCGUGCCUUUGCGGCAACACCGCCAUCCCCGUAUGUGACUUCCGCGCUAUCUACUAUAACAUCAGCAGGUUGGACCCUCAGACCAACUCCAGUCAGAUUAAAGACGAGUUCCAGACCCUAAACAUAGUGACCCCUAGAGUGCGGCCGGAGGAUUGCAGCGUCGGUCUCCUGCCCCGAAACCACGACAAGAAUCGGAGCAUGGAUGUUCUGUCUGCCGACCGCUGCCUACCUUUUCUAAUCUCCGUCGACGGCGAGAGCUCCAACUACAUUAAUGCAGCACUCAUGGAUAGCCAUAAGCAGCCAGCCGCCUUCAUCGUUACCCAGCAUCCUUUGCCAAACACCAUGGGCGACUUCUGGAGGCUUGUGUUUGACUACAACUGCUCCUCCAUCGUCAUGCUCAACGAGAUGGAUGCCACGCAGCUCUGCAUGCAGUACUGGCCAGAGAAGAGCUCGUGUUGCUACGGUCCGGUCCAAGUGGAGUUCAUUUCAGCCGACAUCGACGACGACAUCAUCAACCGCAUCUUCCGGAUCUGCAACAUGGCCAGGCCUCAGGACGGCUACCGGCUGGUACAGCACUUCCAGUUCAUUGGCUGGCCGGCCUAUAGGGACACGCCCCUUUCCAAGCGAUCCGUCCUGCAGCUGGUGCGGCGACUGGCCAAGUGGCAGGAACAGUACGACGGCGGCGACGGACGCACCGUCGUGCAUUGCCUGACGGGCGGUGGGCGCUCUGGCACCUUCUGCGCCAUGUGCAGCAUCAACGAGAUGAUCCAGCAGCAGAACAUCGUGGACGUUUUUCACACUGUCAAAACACUCCGCAACAACAAGACCAACAUGGUAGAGACCAUGGAACAAUACAAGUUCUGCUAUGAGGUGGCCUUGGAGGCGCUCAGCUCUUUCUGAAUGGUCGCCGGCCGGGCUCCUUUGUUUGGACAAACCAAACGACCGGUCGCCGGGCCGCGUCGGCUUCCGUCACAUUGAGGGACAAAAAAAUGACAAGACGCUGAACGAGCGUACACGGUUGUACAGUCAGGUUUGAAUGUUGUUGCCCCCUGGAGGCCACAUGCACACUUGUUGCCUUGUCGUCCUUACAAGCUGGCCAAUUAACCCUUGAUGCCUGAAUUUACAUUGAACAAAUAUACAUCAAAAAGCAACAUUAGUACAUGGAAAUAAUAAUUUAUAUGUGUAUAUGAAAUACAACAAAAAAUGGAAAAAUCCAAAAUAGAUCAAAUACAAUAAACUACUGGAUAAUUCUAAAUUAAAACGAAUAUAGAAACUAUUAAAACCUUUAAAUUUUAAAACUUAAAAAAGAAAAUAUAUUUUAGAUAAUAUAACAAAAUAAGGAUUUUAAAGAAAUUCCUCCAUUUUUUAAUUUUGUUAUUUAUCAAUUUUCCAUUAUUACUUCUAUUUCUUCACGAUUUAAUUUCAGGAUUUUCAAAUCUAACUAUUUUCUCCAAUUUGAUUUUUUAGUAUUUUUUUAUAUUUUGCACCAAUGCUUUAUGUAUAUAAUUUUUUUAAUGUAAAUUGAAGCAUCAAGGGGAUAAAACCCCCCCCCCCUCAAAUUUGCUUGCCCCACAUGUGUAUAAGGUAGUGAUAAGUGAUCAUGGUUUUGACGGACAAAAAAAACGUUGACUCUAUCGUUACAGCUCUCGAAGUAGAGCAAAAACGUUUGAUCGGAGCUGUAAAUAAGAUCACAGGAAAGUGGAUCAUUUCACGCUCUUGUUGGAAUAUUUUUACAUGUCCUUUUAUCACAAAUAUAUUAAUACAUGACGAUUUUGCGCUAGUUGAUGAUACAACAGGCCAAGUUAAAAUGCGUGAUGUUUUGGCACCAUGAAAUUUGGUCAGCGUGUCUAGCCCGAAAAAAUGAGAAGCGAAGACCAGGAGAAUGCCCCAAAUCAGACAUUUUGGGUCAAAUAUUUCAUUUUAGACCAAGUUUGAAUAACCUUUUCAUAAGAGAGUUUAAAUUAAAUUCCUAUUAUUUCAAUUUAAAUUUCUUAAAGCCCAUUUCACCCAUAGAAAUGGAAUUUGGUAGACAUUUCUAGAAUAAGUACACCACAAAAAAAGUCUCAGAAAGUGAUCUAUCUUGGAUUGAAGACAAUAUUUUUGGAUCGAAAAGAAUAUUUUAGAAUCAUGUUGACUGUUUGCUGGGCUUCUUAAAGAGUCAAGAGAGAAAAGUUCUGAAUUUUUUACAUUAGGCUUAAUCUUCGAGCUGGAGAGGGUUUAAUUAAUUGGUGGAGUUGAUUUCAACAAAUUCAGUGAAGUUUGUUAGUUAUUUGUUUGUUCGAGGGCUCCGGAGUGGCUAAGCUAGUACAGUGGUACCUCUACAUACGAUCGCUUCGACACACGAACUUUUCGACAUCCGACGUAAAAUUUGACUCGCCAUUUGUUUCUACAUCCGACGACAUGCUCGAAAUACGACGACAAUGGCAGCACCGCAGACGAAUGCACGGCGGAUUUUCUUGUGUGACAAAUCAACACAGGUUUCAGAAAAGGUUGGUACAGGUGGUGAAACAAGGAAAAAGUUGACGCUUACCUUCUAAAUAAAGAUGCAAAUGACAGAAAAAUAUGAGCGUAGGGUGGGCAUCCGUGAAAUGGCUCAACAAUACAUCUCCACGGUCCUCCUCCGACCAUUGUUCGCCAGUCUUUAUAAGUUAAGCUGACAAUUCUUAUUGUGGUAACAUCUCCAGAGAAAUCGCCAGUUUCGCCACGUUUUCAGCAUUUCUUUCACAACUUAUUCAACACAAAACGCCUGCUGUCUGCCGCAAUUGACGAUGUUCUCAAGAAAGCAUUGAAAGCGAAAGUAAACUUUCACCCGCUCCCCUCCCUCUUUGUCACGUCAGCGCCGCGGUGCCUUCAGGUACAGAAAAAAACGUCCGCCUUAUUACAACCCGUUUCGUUACACUAUUAAAGGAAUUAUUAUUAUUAUUAUAUUAUUAAUCCGAUUUUUAUUUAUUAUUUAUUUGUUUUGCUAUAUGUAAUUGCCAUUUGUAAUAGUACCAGCAGUAUUUUUUAAGGAUUUAGUGCAGGUUUUUGGGCUGUGGAACGAAUUAAUGGAAUUAUAAUGUAUUCCUAUGGAAAAAUCCUGCUCGACAUACGACCAUUUCGACUUACAAACAAGCUCCUGGAACGGAUUAACUUCGUAUGUAGAGGUACCACCGUAAAUGGUCUCGUUUUAGCAUGCCAAUAAAAAACAACAUAUGCACGCAUGAAAACCACCAAUGAGCCGUGCAAUCAAUAGUGUUGGCUGUUUUCAGGAUAAAGUUAUUAAAAACGUACCAUUGCAUGUCAAUAUGAUAUAUAUAAUUUAACUAUAAAAUAUAUAAUUUGCAGCUAUUUAGGGAACAGGCUGCAGAGCGAAGUGAUAUUUUUUCCACCAGUGUGGUUAUGUCAUAGCCAGCAGACCGUCAAUAGUAAAACUAAAGAAGGCAGUUUACAGUGUGUGCUAUAUACAGGUAGCUUAGCCGUCGUUUUUCCUCAACUAUUUGAUCGCUUACGAGAAGGCAGGUUUGCUGGAGGUCUAAAUAAAAAAUAACUUGUCACGAUCAGCCAUCUAACUGUUUCCAUUCACUUGGAAGGCUUUGAGGUCGCAACUGGUAUCAUAGGAGCGGGAUAAGUCUGACUUCCGACCGUCCGCGAAUGCAGCAUGAGCAUGAGUGGCCGAAGCACUCCUCUCCAUUGGUCGCAUUAUGAAUCUAAAAGAAAUAAUCCCUCAGAAUGAAAUUACACAGUUUGUUGUGACAUUGUUUUGGCUGCAUGGGUAUUUUUGAACAACGAUCUGCAUUUUGAGUUUUUUUUUUACUAUGUUAGAUCUGUUAAUAUCGUUUCUUAUUGGCAUGCAAAGACAGGACCAUUGACCCGCGCUAGCUUAGCCACUCCGGAGUUCUGAAACAAAUAAAUAACAAACUGGACGGAAUUUGUUGAAAACAACUUCACCGACUAAUUCAACCCACGCUAACUCGAAGAUUAAGCCUAAUGUUAAAAAUUACGAACUUCCGCUUUAAGUUACUUUCAAAAUUCAGCCUUUGAAGCCCGUUCGAUAGCCAUGUCUAUCACUGGUAGAACCAGAAUCCUCGUCCAAAUAUUUUGGUUUGAAGAGAAUAUUUUAGAAUCAAGUCGACCAUUUCCUGAAGUCAUUUAUUUAUUUUAAAAAUUCAGCCCGUGAACAUUGUUUCUCUUAGCAAAAUAAAAGUUGAUAGCCAUGUCUACCAUGAAUAGACCCAUAAAAAUAGCCUCUUGAAUCCUUGUCCAAAUAGACUCAGAGUUAUUUAUUUUGGAUGAGAGAAUAUUUUUAGGAUCAAGUUAACCGUUUCCUGAGGGUGUUUACUUCAUUUAAAAAAUUCAGACCUUGAAGCUCGUUUGACCGAGCAAAAUAAAACAAAAUUGGUAGGCUUGUCUAUCAUGAGUAGACCCACAAAAAAAGUCUCGGACCCUUGUCCGAAAAGACACAAGAAGUCAACGACUUCGGUUUGAAGUGGCUGUUUCAGGAUAACGUUAACCACUGCCAGAGUCGUAAGUUGACCCCCCAAAAAUACACAAAAACGCCCUUAUUUUACACCAAAAUGCUAUUUUAGAACCAUGAUGACAAUUUCCAUUGUCUUUCUGUAUCCGAUUUUAACCAAUUUUGACGCACGUCUAGCCAGAGACUGUGAUAACACUAUUGACCAAAACUCUUAAAAGUCCAGUUGAAAAGAGUUCAUCAGCACCCACUGAUGGCUGACUUUAGUAACUGAAUUUUUUCACUUUUUGUUUUUGUUUUUUAAUAACGAUAGCGAGCUGUGAAUUUUUCUGUGCAGCAUGUGGACGUGCUUUAAAAUGCUUAACUCAUCACCUGCUACUGAUGGCGAUAUCCGUCCAAUCCAAUUAGACGUCUAUCGCCAUCAAUUGCAGCGAAACGUGAUGACUCAAUGCCAGUUGAAAUGUUUUUUGGCAGUGAAUGAGUUUAAUUUUUUUUAUUUAUUGUCCUUUUUUUUGUGUUUUUUUUUGUUUUUUUUGUCCCUCCAAAGGCAACAUGUGACAGGGUCGUGCUUUAUUUUGAAGAGUUUUUGCUUUUUUUUGUUUGUUUGUUUGUUUUUGAGUACUGCACUCAAGACACUUGAUUUGAUACUUUUGGGGGGAUUUUUUUGUACUGAAUUUGUUGUUUCGUUCAAUGAAAAUGAUGAUUUGUCCCAUAAAGUGUUUUUGGAUUUCCUUGUUUGCUUGUCGGAAAAUGUGCUUAAGAUAUUCUAACUAAUAAAGGGACCAAAAUGCUUAACUGUCUUGCUGUCAUCAAAGAUCUAUUUUCUUCCUUCGUACAUACCACACGCACAUGGUGGGAUUGUUUGCUUCAUUGCAGAACACGGCAAUACACAUCCUACCAGUUUUGCCAAGGAAGUGCUGGUGAUGAAUGAU